AUGAUGGCUGCCGAGGGCACCUUGUCUUCCGACGGGAGCUGUAAAAGCUUUGAUUCGGGAGCUAAUGGAUUCGCCCGGGCGGAGGGAAUCACAGCGAUUUACAUUAAACGACUGAGCGAUGCCAUUCGAGAUGGUAAUCCCAUUCGAUCCAUUAUUCGAGCAUCCGGGAGUAACAGCGACGGCAGCCGGGCGGGUUUGAUGCAGCCACAAGCCCGAACCCAGGAGGCGCUCAUUCGCCAGGUGUAUAAGAGAGCGCGUCUAGAUCCAGGCGAUACAGCAUUCGUAGAGUGUCACGGGACCGGUACGGCAACGGGUGAUCCCAUCGAGACGAGAGCGAUCGAUAAUGUAUUCGGCGAGCACGGUGUCUAUAUUGGUAGUGUCAAACCAAAUAUCGGACACACGGAAGGUUCUGCUGGCUUGGCCAGUCUAAUCAAGGCUGUGUUAGCCCUUGAAAAUGCCAUCAUACCGCCUAACAUCAAAUUCCAAGUUAGAAAUCCAAAGAUGCCUGGGGCCGACCGCCUUCUCAUACCUGUUGCGCCUACACCAUUCCCACCUCGCAAACAACACCGCAUCAGUGUCAAUUCCUUUGGAAUAGGAGGUUCCAACUCACAUGUAAUCCUAGAUUCAUAUGCCCCAGCCACGAAUGGAAUGCCUAAUGCCACAAAAACGAACCCUGCAAGUUUUCGUGAUACAGAGUUGCCCUCUCUCAUGCCGUUCUCGGCAUAUACAGAACACUCCUUGCGACGACAAAUUGAGCUGUAUACUGCUCAUAUUCGCCAGAACCCAACACAAGUCCACGAUAUCGCUUACACACGUUCCAUGCGCCGUGAGAACUUACCUCACCGUGCUUUUGCCAUUGUGGAAUCGAAAGGCCGUACACUUAAGAUCUCUAACCUACUCAAGACAUCUAAUCAACCUUGGGGGCCGAAAGUUGUGAUGGUGUUUAGUGGCCAGGGCAGCCAAUGGGCUGGCAUGGGCAGAGAGUUAUUAUUCUCAUCGUCUGAUUUCCGUGCAGACAUCUCUGCAAUGGACACCGUGCUGAAGGUUUUGCCGAAACCCCCGCAUUGGUCCCUGAGUGAAGUCUUGUCUGAUCACGCCGACAUUGAGAAAUUCAACUCGGCAGAGCUCUCCCAGCCACUGUGCACAGCUCUCCAAAUCGCGAUCGUCCACCACUUGCGACGUGUAGGUGUUUUACCUGCAAUCGUCGUCGGCCACUCGAGUGGAGAGAUUGCAGCCGCUUAUGCUGCAGGCCAUAUUUCACUACAGAUGGCAAUCCGAGCAGCAUUCUAUCGUGGCCUAGUUACCAGAGAGGCGGAUCGCAAAGGUGCUAUGGCUGCAGUCAGCUUAGGGAGUCAAGAAACCUCUCGAUAUCUGGCCGAGGGGGUUGUAAUUGCUUGUGAAAACAGCCCCUCGAGCUCGACAAUCUCUGGCGAUCGUGCUCUUAUUGAGCAAUCGCUGGCUUCAAUCAGGAAAGAUAGACCGAAUGUGUUUACGCGUCUCUUGAAGGUCGACAUGGCUUAUCACUCUUCUCACAUGGCUAUCCUCGGAGAUAUGUAUUUGCAUCACCUGGAGGCGGAGCGACCGUCCUGCAAUGAUACUUUCUUCGAUCAGGGGGCUAUUUUCAUCUCAAGUGUUACAGGCAGCCAAGCCAGUGCUCAAGAUGUAAGCUCUCCGAAUUAUUGGGUUCGGAAUCUUGUACAGCGUGUAAGGUUUUCGACAGCUAUCCAAAUGGCACAAACCAUCAUUAGCGAUCACGUCUUGCUGGAAGUUGGUCCUCAUGCAACACUAGGGGGGCCUUUGCGGCAAAUCGGCCAACCUCAAGGGGCUUUCAAAUAUGUUGCGACACAAAAGAGAGGAGAGGACUGCGAUCAGGCGAUGCUAGAAGCCUUCGGACAGCUAUACCAAUACGGUGUACCUGUCGAUUUCCGGCCCCUCUUUCAGAAGGGGAAGACUCUCCCAGGCCUACCAACAUACCCAUGGGACCAUACGGGACCAUCGUUUUGGUAUGAAAAUCGAAUCUCUAGGGCGUCUCGAUUACGGCAAUACCCACGACACUGUCUCCUUGGCCUCAAGACUCUGGAUUCUUCGGAUUCGCAACCUGUUUGGCGCAAUAUCAUGGAUCUUGAUGACUUACCUUGGCUCACUGAUCACAAAGUUGGCGGCAAUAUAGUCUUCCCGUUCGCCGGGUACGUCUCUCUAGCUAGCGAAGCGAUCAGGCAAGUCAAACGGCUGUCUCUCACUUCAGGGCUCUCGCUUCGAUACGUCGUUGCCAAAAAGGCUUUGGUUUUGAAACAGUCGCAAUCUGUGGAAAUUAUCACAUCUCUACGCCCCGGUCGGCUUACUGACACGACCAACUCCGACUGGUUUCACUUCCAGAUACAGUCUCACGAUGGUGAGAACUGGACCGAACAUUGCGUAGGCGAAAUCACAACCGUAUUCACGCCUCAUAUUGAGCGUGCCAAUGAUUUCCAUGUCCUUCCACGUCAAGUUUCAAAGCAGACAUUCUAUAGUGCCAUGUCUCGCACUGGUCUGAGCUACGGUCCUGAAUUUGCCCUCCUGCAGGACAUUACUGCAUCGGCAACAGAUCAUGUUGCCCAAGCACAUAUCGUUGAUACAGGAAAUCAUUCCAACAAUGCCUUCAUACUUCACCCUGCAGAACUUGACAGCUGCCUGCAACUGGUCUUCGUAGCAGCUUCUCAAGGCCUUUGUCGAAAUAUCAACAGAUUGUACGUGCCGACCAUGGUCGAAAAUCUAGAGAUAUACGGUCCGAGGAGUGAUUUCAUGAACGUUCAGUCCACUUGGAAUAAGAAGGAUCAUGGUAGUUGUCAAAUUGACUGCGUGGGAUCUUCUGGAGAGUCCAUAUUUUCCCUCAAGGGUGUACAGUUGGCGCCUCUUGAGGAUUCCACAGAGCUCAACCAAGUGUCCCACAGACACGGACUGGCGCGAUUGGAAUGGUUUCCAGCUUUCGAUUUCUCUGAAGCCCUCCAGAUGCUCCAACCACCGCCGCUAAACCGCGAGCAUCUCGCAAUAGAACACCAGCUCACUUUGCUAUGCAUCAUGGAAGAGCUUGAGAAAGUGCGCAACAUCACUGCCUCCAAUGCACACCUUUCGAAAUUGCAAGAGUGGAUGAGCGAUGAGAUGUCCAAAGCACUCGAGACAGGAACAUUUCCUCUGAUCCGCGACACCAAAUGGUUAACAGAGCUGGAUGAAACUGCGCGCCGGUGUCUGAUUGACGAGCAUGUGACAUUUCUCAGUACUGGCCCUCACGCGCCGUUCGCUCAGGCUUGUAAGCGUGUCUGCGAACAUGGACCGUCCAUAUUCUCAGGUGUCACUGACACCAUUGACGUUCUCACGCGAGAUAACUUGCUCACCGAAGUCUACAAUGUCAACAGCUACAAUUACGGCCAAUUCGUGAGCUCUUUCUCUAAAUCGCGGCCAAACCUGCGAAUUCUUGAGGUCGGAGCUGGCACUGGCGGCACCACCGAACUCGUAUUGCGCGAAUUAGUCGGUGAUGCUACAGAUAUGCCCUCGUUUUCCCUCUACACAUUCACAGACGUGUCCGCUGGCUUUUUCGCCAAGGCGAAAGAGAGAUUCUCACAUGUUCCAAACAUGGAGUACCGUACUCUUGAUGCCUCAAAGCCGCCCUUGGAGCAGGGUUUUGAAAAUGCUCAAAACUCAUACGAUCUUGUCAUUGCAGCAAAUGUUAUCCAUGCCACCCCAUUCAUCGGAGAAACGCUUGCGAAUGUUCGUUCAUUGUUGAAGAAUGACGGGAUCCUCCUCUUGACGGAGCCUCUGCCCACACUCAAGACCGUCAGUUACAUAUUCGGGCACUUUUCUGGCUGGUGGCUCGGUGAAGCUGACGGCAGAUUUGGCGGACCACUUGUGGGUAUUGAACGCUGGGAUCGUGAGCUCAAAUCGUCUGGUUUCUCUGGAGCAGAGACCGUCUCAUUUGGAGCGGAAGAACCGUACCGCCAGAUCAUGACUAUCGUCGCCCGUGCCGAGUCAGCUCAAGCCACUAUCAACGGACGUUCGCGUGGCAAUGUUACUCUUCUAUGCGAGAAGGCGACAUCAAACAUUGCCGUCGCCUUGAAGACACAGCUCAAUGACCGCGGUUGGAAUGUGGACACCCACGAACUCAGCAAAGGUCCCCCGACACCUUCACAGGUCUCGAUCUCAUGCGUCAACUUGGAAGAAGCUUCUUUGAAUGGCAAGCUUUACGAUCAAUCAAAGUUCGAACUUCUCAGAGAAGUCAUGAACUCUCUUGCCGAGAAGACUCUAUGGCUAAUGCCUACGGUGCAAACAGAAGCCAGCGAGAACUACCAUGCCGCACAGUUUCUUGGGUUUUCGCGUUCGCUGCGGUCGGAACUCGGCUUGCAGAUAUAUACGCUUGAGAUCUCUGAGAUAGACUCUCUCACCCAACCUCAGCUCGUUAUGGAUGUAUUCGAGAAGAUCUUGGAAGAAGUUGACGCAGGCGCUUUAGCCCCAGACAUGGAAUAUGCCAGUCGCGAUUCCCAAAUAUUGAUUUCGCGUUUCCGCCAUGUUACCCUGGAAGACGAGAUUAGAAGGCUGAGUAGCGAGUCGACCGCGCAUGGGGACUCGGCUGAGUUGCGAAUUGGAAAGAAGGGAUUCAUGAAUACACUCUACUGGCAAAGAAAAGAACUGAUGCCGUAUGUUCCGGACGGCCACGUCGAGGUAGAGAUCCGUGCUGUCGGUCUAAACGCUUUCGACAUUUUUACCGGCAAGGGCAUAAUCCACAGUCAUAUUGAAACAGAGGAUCUGCGCUUCGGAUGUGAAGCAGCUGGUAUUAUCCGCAGAAUCGGAUCAGGAGUGACAGGCUUUCAAUCGGGCGACAGGGUGAUGCUGUUCAGCGACGGUGGCAGCUUUGCUACACAUGCGGUGAUCCCUGCCGACCUCGCGUUGAAGAUUCCCGAUUCAAUGGCAUAUGAGCAAGCUGCAACAAUUCCGGUUUGCUUUGGGACUGUACUAUACAGUCUGAUCCACGUUGCGCGGAUUGAGAAAGGUCAAACUGUGCUUAUUCAUUCAGCCUGUGGCGGAGUUGGUCUGGCAGCCAUCCAAGUCUGCCAGAUGCUAGGUGCCGAGAUAUUCCUGACAGUGGGAAGCAAGAAAAAGGUGCAGUACUUGAUGGAAAACUUCGCGGUCCCACCUGAGCGGAUCUUUCACUCUCGUGAUGCAACGUUCGUGAGCGGCAUCAUGCGAGAAACCCAUGAUGCUGGCGUCGACGUGGUUCUGAACUCUCUGACUGGAGAGCUCCUUCACGAAUCCUGGAAGUGCGUUGCUGAGUUUGGCUGCAUGAUUGACCUUAGUCGUCGGGAUGCUGAUGGAUUGGGUCAACUGAACAUGAUGCCCUUUGGUCAUAACCGAUCGUACCACGGUGUUGAGGCGAUCCAAUUCACACGCAGGCCCGCGUUGUUUCGGAGAUUUUGCCACGAAUUUCUCCGUCAUGCCGAGCAGGGUACUCUUCGCCCAAUUCAACCUCUGACUGUGGUUGCUGCUCACCUCAUAGAGAGGGCUUUCAGGACUCUCGAUGACUCUGCGCACAUCGGAAAGAUAGCUGUUACCAUGACACCAGAGACCACUUUGAGCGCUGCGCCCUACGUGAGGUGUAUCAAAUUUGACCCUAAAGGCACUUAUCUCCUCACUGGUGGCGUAGGAGGUCUUGGAAGAGCCAUUUCCACGUGGAUGGUUGAUCGCGGGGCGCGUCAUCUGACUUUUCUUUCUAGAAGCUCCGGUAUCAGCGAGUCUAGCAAUAUGUUGUUCAAAGAGCUGGAGCUUAUGGGAUGCUCAGUGGUCUCGGUGGCGGGCUCCGCUGACAAAGAAGAGGAUGUUGAAGUUGCCAUGGCGCAGUCGACACUCCCUAUCAAAGGAGUGUUGCAUCUUGCAAUGGUGCUGCGGGAUAUCUCUCUUAUGGACAUGACGUGGUCUCAAUGGCGCGAGGUCAUCAGUCCAAAGGUCACUGGGGCUUGGAAUCUCCAUGCUUCUCUCUUGCAACAUAAACAGACGCCGGAUUUCUUCUUCUUGGCCAGUUCAAUCAUCUCUGUUCUGGACGCCAGUGGCCAGGCCAAUUACGUGGCAGCCAAUGCGGUCAACGAUGCGUUCUGCAAGUUCAGGCACAGUCUUGGCUUGCCCGCUUGCGUUCUGAAUAUCUGCCCCAUCAUUGAUGCUGGUUUUGUUUCCGAGAAUGAGUCUGCAGCACAGAGUUUGCAGGCGCAAGGUCUCCAUGGAGUUCACGAAAGUGAGUUCCUGGACUGUCUAGAGCUCAUCUUGCUGCAAGGCCAGAAGCCCGCCGGAGAGGCCAUGGAAGGUAUAUCUUCUGCUUCUCGGUCAAAUCAACACCAGAUUGUGAUGGGAUUGCACGUAGGCCAGGAUUUGGACAACAGCAGAUCUAUAUGGCGUCGGGAUAGGCGUAUGGGCACCUACCACAACAUGCCUAAACAGGCUUCCACUGCUGCAAAUAACAAGCAGGAUGCAUUGCGGAGCUUCCUUGCAUCACUAGACAAGAGCAAUGCCGCAGAGCAGCUACGGAACAAAGCCACAAUUCAGUUCUUCGCCACUGAAAUUGGCAAGAAAAUCUUUGAGUACCGUCUCCGUCCUGACGAAGAAGUCGACACAAAAUCGACAGUGGCGCGUAUGGGUUUGGACUCCUUGCUCUCUGUCGAACUUGCUCGAUGGUUCAAGAGCGCUUUUGGUGUCAGAAUGGGCGUCCUAGAGAUUGUUGGAGGUGGGACUUUGGAGCAGCUCGCCACCAUGACUGCGGGGAAGAUUUGCAAACAAUACACGCAAACUGUUUAG
Molecule: messenger RNA, 6810 nt
Organism: Pestalotiopsis fici W106-1
Lineage: Eukaryota; Fungi; Ascomycota; Sordariomycetes; Amphisphaeriales; Sporocadaceae
Exons: 8
Coding region: 1-6810 (2269 amino acids)
Biological process (GO): secondary metabolite biosynthetic process; fatty acid biosynthetic process
Molecular function (GO): oxidoreductase activity; fatty acid synthase activity; phosphopantetheine binding
Source: RefSeq, a predicted model, not a curated record